UGUGGGAGGCAGUCUCUCUGACGCCGUCUUGUUUAUUUCUUUGCAUCCAAACGCCACUUUUCCUCUCUAAAACGAAGCUAAAAUGCAGAGCAAAGUCGACAUUAUCUAAAGUAAUAAUUCAAAAGAAACAUUUAACAGCCGCAGUCGCGAGGACGGACUGUAACAUGGAGGCCGGGGAAGGUGUCGGCAGUGCCACGCCCACGGAGGAGAUGAACGGAGCCGGGAACCUGAUGGACUUCCUGGACGAGCCUUUUCCUGACGUGGGCACGUACGAAGACUUCCACACCAUCGAUUGGCUGAGGGAGAAAUCCAGAGACACGGACCGCCACCGCAAGAUCACCAGUAAGAGCAAGGAGUCCUUCUGGGAGCUGAUCAAGAGCCUGCUGGACGCCUGGUCCGGGUGGGUGGUGAUGCUGCUCAUCGGGCUCCUCUCAGGGACGCUGGCCGGGGUCAUAGACCUGGCGGUGGACUGGAUGACGGAUCUGAAGGAGGGCGUGUGUCUGUCGGCCUUCUGGUACAGCCACGAGCAGUGCUGCUGGACGUCCAACGAGACCACCUUCGACGACCGGGACAAGUGUCCCCAGUGGCAGAAGUGGGCCGAGCUGAUGACGGGCCACGCCGAGGGAGCGGGAGCGUACGUGUUGAACUACUUCCUGUACGUGCUGUGGGCUCUGCUGUUUUCCUUCCUGGCGGUGUCCCUGGUCCGAGUCUUCGCUCCCUACGCCUGCGGGUCGGGAAUCCCAGAGAUCAAGACGAUCCUGAGCGGCUUCAUCAUCCGGGGCUACCUGGGGAAGUGGACCCUGCUGAUCAAGACGGUCACCCUGGUCCUGGCGGUGUCGUCGGGUCUCAGUCUGGGGAAGGAGGGCCCUCUGGUCCACGUGGCCUGCUGCUGCGGGAACCUCUUCUGCAGUCUCUUCUCCAAGUACAGCAAGAACGAGGGCAAGCGCCGAGAGGUGUUAUCGGCUGCAGCAGCAGCGGGGGUGUCGGUGGCCUUCGGUGCCCCGAUCGGAGGAGUUCUGUUCAGCCUGGAAGAGGUCAGUUACUACUUCCCUCUGAAGACUCUGUGGCGGUCCUUUUUCGCCGCCCUGGUGGCCGCCUUCACGCUGCGCUCCAUCAACCCGUUCGGCAACAGCCGCCUGGUGCUCUUCUACGUGGAGUACCACACGCCGUGGUACAUGGCCGAGCUGGUGCCCUUCAUCCUGCUGGGGGUUUUCGGCGGCCUCUGGGGGACCCUCUUCAUCCGGGCCAACAUCGCCUGGUGCCGUCGCAGGAAGACCACCCAGCUGGGCAAGUACCCGGUCCUGGAGGUCAUCGCCGUGACGGGCAUCACCGCCGUGCUGGCGUUCCCGAACCCGUACACGCGUCGCAGCACCAGCGAGCUCAUCUCGGAGCUGUUCAACGACUGCGGCGCGUUGGAGUCGUCGCAGCUGUGCGACUACGUCAACAAUCCCAACAUGAGUCGGCCCGUGGACGACAUCCCGGACCGGCCCGCGGGGCCCGGGGUCUACAACGCCCUCUGGCAGCUCGCCCUGGCUCUCGUCUUUAAAAUCGUCAUCACCAUUUUCACCUUCGGCAUGAAGAUCCCGUCAGGUCUCUUCAUUCCCAGCAUGGCCGUCGGAGCCAUCGCGGGCCGGAUCGUGGGGAUCGCCGUGGAGCAGAUGGCGUACCACCACCACGACUGGAUCAUCUUCAAGAACUGGUGCCGGCCCGGCGCCGACUGUGUACCGGGACUCUACGCCAUGGUGGGGGCCGCCGCGUGUCUGGGCGGGGUGACCCGGAUGACCGUCUCCCUGGUGGUCAUCAUGUUCGAGCUCACCGGCGGUCUGGAGUACAUCGUCCCCCUGAUGGCCGCCGCCGUCACCAGCAAAUGGGUGGCGGACGCCUUCGGGAAGGAGGGCAUCUACGAGUCCCACAUCCAGCUCAACGGCUACCCCUACCUGGACGUCCGGGACGAGUUCACCCACCGCACGCUGGCCACCGACGUGAUGCGGCCCCGCAGGAACGACCCCCCCCUGGCCGUCCUCACCCAGGACAGCACCACGGUGGAGGACGUGGAGGCGCUGAUCAAAGACACCGAUUACAACGGGUUCCCCGUGGUCGUCUCCAGGGAGUCGGAGAGGCUCAUCGGCUUCGUCCAGCGCCGGGAUCUCACCCUCGCCAUCAGUAAAACCGCCCGUCAGAAGCAGGACGGCGUGGUGAGCAGCUCGGUGGUCUACUUCACCGAGGAUGCGCCGCAGCUGCCGGCCAGCAACCCGCAGCCGCUGAAGCUGCGACGCAUCCUGAACCUCAGCCCCUUCACCGUCACCGACCACACCCCCAUGGAGACGGUGGUGGACAUCUUCCGCAAGCUGGGCCUCCGCCAGUGUCUCGUGACCAGGAGCGGGCGUCUCCUGGGCAUCAUCACCAAGAAGGACGUCCUGCGACACAUGGCUCAGAUGAUGAACCAGGAUCCAGAGUCCAUCAUGUUCAAUUAGCAAAAAGAGAGAGGAGCUUCCCUUUGCUCUGCUGACGUUGUAAAUAGGAGAAACCGGC
Etheostoma spectabile (orangethroat darter) is the source of this 2532-nucleotide messenger RNA. Its product is annotated as H(+)/Cl(-) exchange transporter 4-like. The record is from RefSeq and is a predicted model, not a curated record. Lineage: Eukaryota; Metazoa; Chordata; Actinopteri; Perciformes; Percidae. Gene Ontology annotation, molecular function: voltage-gated chloride channel activity. Gene Ontology annotation, cellular component: synaptic vesicle; early endosome; plasma membrane. Gene Ontology annotation, biological process: transmembrane transport; chloride transport.